Penicilliopsis zonata CBS 506.65 is the source of this 1871-nucleotide messenger RNA. RefSeq lists its product as hypothetical. Lineage: Eukaryota; Fungi; Ascomycota; Eurotiomycetes; Eurotiales; Aspergillaceae. Gene Ontology annotation, cellular component: fungal-type vacuole. Gene Ontology annotation, molecular function: serine-type carboxypeptidase activity. Gene Ontology annotation, biological process: proteolysis. The record is from RefSeq and is a predicted model, not a curated record. Bases 72 to 1871 code for a protein of 599 amino acids. The transcript has 2 exons.
CCCCGGCCUUGCCACCUCCAACACUCGUAGAAUCCCUAGUAUUUCUCCCUUCCCAACAGGUAGGUUUGUCAAUGGCGCUGGCUCUGUUGGCUCUGCCUCUUCUGGCUGCUGGGGUCAUCGCCCAGUUUCCGCCGUCUCCGCAGGACGUGCGGGUGGUGGAAUCCCGGCAUGAGGAGGGAGUUUCGAUAUCGUACAAAGAGCCAGGCCUCUGCGAAACGACCCCCGGCGUCAAGUCGUACGCCGGGUACGUUCAUUUCCCCCCUUCCUCGACCGAGCAGUACUCGACCAACACCUUCUUCUGGUUCUUCGAGUCGCGCAAUGACCCGCGGCAUGCCCCGUUGGCGAUCUGGAUGAAUGGGGGGCCUGGCUCGUCGUCGAUGAUCGGCCUGCUGCAGGAGAACGGGCCGUGUAUGGUGACUGCCGACUCGAACGGGACGGAGCUGAACCCCUGGUCGUGGAACAAUUAUGUGAAUAUGCUGUACAUCGACCAGCCGAACCAGGUGGGAUUCAGCUACGACGAGCUGACGAAUGCGACCUAUGACCAGCUGACGGGGAAAUGGGAUGUGGCGGACACGCCGUGGAAGGAUGCCGACGAGAUACCGGUGCAGAAUAACACGUUCUACGUCGGCACGGUGAGCAGCCAGAACGCCAGCGCGACGGUCAACAGCACGCAGAACGCCGCCAAGGCCCUGUGGCAUUUUGCACAGAUCUGGCUCACGGAGUUCCCCGAGUACAAGCCGGCCGACGAGCGGGUGAGUAUCUGGACGGAGUCGUAUGGGGGCCGCUACGGCCCUUCGUUCACGGCAUAUUUCCAGGAACAGAACGAGCGGAUCGCAGACGGCAGCCUGACCGACGGACAUUCCAUCCACAUCGAUACGCUGGGGAUUAUUAACGGGUGUGUCGAUCUGCGCACGCAGGUGGCCUCGUACCCUGCCUUCGCGUACAACAACACGUACGGGAUCGAGGCGAUCAACCGCACCGUGUACGAGACGGCGAUGGAUGCGUUCCGCCGCCCGGGCGGAUGCAGGGACCGCAUCGACGACUGCCACGCUCUGGCUGCCGUGGGCGAUCCGCUCAUGACCGGCGCCAACGAGACGGUCAACGCCGUCUGCCGCGACGCAGAGAACUUCUGCAGCAAUGCCGUCGAGGGGCCCUACGUCGAGUUCGCAGGUAGGGGAUACUACGAUAUCGCGCACGUGGAGCAGGAUCCGUUCCCCCCGCCGUACUUUACGGGGUUUUUGAACGCCGACUGGGUGCAGAACGCCCUGGGCGUGCCCGUCAACUUCACCGAGUCGUCGGACGCAGUGUACAACGGGUUCACUUCUGUGGGAGAUUACCCGCGUUCCGAUGUGCACGGGUACCUUGACGAUCUGGCAUACCUCUUAGACUCGGGGAUCAAGGUUGCCCUCGUGUACGGGGAUCGCGACUACGCAUGCAACUGGGUCGGCGGGGAGGAGGCGAGCUUGGCCGUGAACUACUCUCAGGCUGCAACUUUCCAGUCGGCAGGGUACACAGAUCUGAAGACCAAUGCGUCGUACAUCGGCGGGCAAGUCCGCCAGGCGGGCAACUUCUCCUUCGUCCGUGUCUACGAGGCCGGCCACGAGGUCCCGGCCUACCAGCCGCAGACGGCGUACGAGAUCUUCCACCGCGCGCUGUUCAACCGCGACUUGGCGACGGGGAGAACGAAUACAGCCACGGACGAGUCGUACGUCACCCACGGCCCGUCGAACACCUGGCACAUCAAGAACGAGGUGCCGGACUCGCCGGAGCCGACGUGCUAUGUGCGCUCGUUGCUGGCGACGUGUACGGAGGAGCAGAUUGCGGCAGUGGUGAAUGGCUCUGCCGUCAAGGAUUAUAUCUUGGUGGAAUAG